Molecule: messenger RNA, 1915 nt
Organism: Lotus japonicus
Lineage: Eukaryota; Viridiplantae; Streptophyta; Magnoliopsida; Fabales; Fabaceae
Product: kinesin-like protein KIN-1
Exons: 15
Coding region: 38-1489 (483 amino acids)
Biological process (GO): microtubule-based movement; cytoskeleton-dependent intracellular transport
Cellular component (GO): microtubule; kinesin complex
Molecular function (GO): plus-end-directed microtubule motor activity; microtubule binding; ATP hydrolysis activity
Source: RefSeq, a predicted model, not a curated record
AGCAAUUGCAGUAAAGCGCUGAUUGCUGUGGAGCAUCAUGUCAAAUAUUACUGUUUGUGCACGCUUUAGGCCUCUGACAUCAAAGGAGAAGCAAAGCGGCGAUGAUUCUGUCUGCGUUCGGUGCAUAGAUGCUGAAACUUUCAUUUUCAAGGAUGAGAAGGAUGAAGAAUUAGAGUUUAGCUUUGAUAGAGUGUUCUAUGAGAAAUCCGAGCAAGCUGAUAUCUACCAGUUCCUAGCUCUUCCCAUAGUUAGAGAUGCUGUAAAUGCAAUUAAUGGGACAAUUAUCACUUAUGGCCAGACUGGAGCUGGGAAGACAUAUAGUAUGGAGGGGCCUAGUAUACAAGAACGUGAUGAACAUAAGAAGGGGCUUCUUCCGAGAGUUGUAGAAGGACUUUUUCAUUUCUUAAGAACUUCAGAUGAAGACAUGACAUACUCAGUUGAAUUGUCAAUGGUUGAAAUCUACAUGGAGAAAGUAAGGGACCUCUUUGAUUUAUCAAAAGACAAUAUAAAAAUUAAGGAGAGUAAACUAGAAGGAAUAAUUUUACCUGCUGUUACAAAGACCACUGUACUGGACCCUACUGAAGCAUUGCAAGCCCUAUCUAGGGGGAUAGCUAACCGGGCAGUUGGAGAGACCCAAAUGAACGUGUCCAGCAGCAGAAGUCAUUGUAUUUACAUAUUCAAUAUCAAGCAAGUAUUUUCCAGGGAGAAAAGGACGAGGUUCGGAAAACUAAUUCUAGUGGACUUGGCUGGGUCAGAGAAAGUGGAGAAAACAGGUGCUGAGGGAAGAGUUCUAGAUGAAGCUAAGACUAUAAACAAAUCCUUGUCUGCUCUGGGGAAUGUUGUAAAUUCUCUUACAUGUGGUCUGCAAGGAAAAGCAAGCCAUGUCCCUUAUCGUGAUUCCAAGCUCACUCGAAUUCUUCAGGAUGCACUUGGUGGAAGUGCUAGAACUGCGUUACUCUGUUGUUGCUCCCCCAGUGCUUUUAAUGCAUCAGAGAGUCUCUCCACUCUUCGUUUUGGUGCAAGGGCGAAACAUAUAAAGGCAUCACCUCGUCCCAAUUGCUAUGAAGAAAAGCGCGACUCAGGUUCCAGUGCUUCCUUUCCACCACCUCGUGUCAAUGGCAAUGAAGAUAAAUGCGACUCAGGUUCCAUUGCUUCCUCUCCACCAACUGACGAGUCAUCUGCUAGAAUUUUAGACAAGUUGAGGGAGAGGUUGAAUGUUGAAGAUGUGAAAUUACUAGAGGAACUUUUCAUACAAGAGGGCAUUCUCUUCGAUCCUUCAUCAGUUGAAGAGGAGUUAGAAAUAGAAGAUCUAACCUUGCAGACUAUAUCCUCUCUGCAAGAAGCCUUGGAAAAGCUAACAGUUACUGUUGAUGAGCUCAAAAGAGAGAACAGCAUUCUCAGGGCCAAAGUUGAUGCCUCCACGACCACGAAAUCUCUGUCCUACAAGGAAGCUAUGAUUUCAGGCAUCCUAUCUUUUUUCUCUAGCUGAUUGGGUCACAUUUCACCAAGACGAUGGAUGGAAUCAAGUCAUUAACUGUUCAUCCAUAUACCAUGCAUUACCGGCCUUUGUUAAAUACUACUUGUGGUACCUUAUAUGGUUACUAGUAUAACAUUAGCAUUUUUUCACCACAUGAUGGUGCUCUCUCAAGUUUUAGUUACCCUCACCACCCACCCUAGUGCUGUUUUCCAAGCGAAAGAAACACAUUAGCAUUUUUUUCUUAUCCCCCCUCUCCUGGACAAUUAUUAUACUAUAGUUUUUUUCUUUCUUUCUGUAAAUCUGAACAUUUUAGCGCGAGCUAGUCUAUCAUAAGAAAGAUUUGCACUCACUUGCGUUAGUAGUAAUGUAAUCAAUGUUGAGGGUGCACGAUUUAUCCAAGUCUGAUUCAUUUAAAUGUUUAUAAGCAUAACAUCGUUA